Vitis vinifera (wine grape) is the source of this 914-nucleotide messenger RNA. RefSeq lists its product as uncharacterized. The transcript is spliced from 4 exons. Lineage: Eukaryota; Viridiplantae; Streptophyta; Magnoliopsida; Vitales; Vitaceae. The record is from RefSeq and is a predicted model, not a curated record. The coding region runs from base 367 to 777 and encodes 136 amino acids.
GGUUGCCUUUUGAAAGGCAGAUCCCCAAAGCCAAAACCUAGAGUGUUGUAUAAAACCUGUCAGCUGGUCAAACAUCAAAAAGACUACACAUGGACAUAUCACCAUUCCCCUCUAUAUAUUGCGAAUGUCCACAGUCCAAUCUCCCUACACCUUCAACCCACACACACUUACACAGUUAACACAAAAAAUCUACCUCAUCUCAGCUUCCACCACACACCUCUCUUUCUCCUUCGCAACCACCACCAUCUGAAAGGGCUGAUCAAUUUGCAUUUUGGGAAGGCUAAAUGAGACCACCACCCGGGCCACCAGGGCCACCCGGUCCACCUGGUCCAUUAUUUCCAGGGGGCUUUCUCGGUGGUUUUGUUAAUGGCUUGUGCUCCACUGUAUCUUCUUGGUUUCUUCAACUGGGGGUUGAUAAAGAUUUCACAAUCAUCUCAAUUUGAACACUAUCUACUUCUACUUCUUGUGCUGUUGCUGCCUACUGCAAGACUGCUUCGGUGGUCCUCCCCAGCCGGCUGGGCCACCUGGGCCACCUGGGCCUCCUCCCCCACCCCCUUCUGCACCUCCUCCGCUAGCACCUGGGCCUCCUCUUCCGCCUGGUCCGCCUCUGGGACCUUUUUUCGGUCCACCAGACCCACCAGGUUCUCCUGGACCACCUGGUUUCCCACCAGGACCUCCUGGCCCACCUGGUGGCCCACCAGGACCUCCUGGCCCACCUGGUGGCCCACCAGGACCUCCUGGCCCACCUGGAUGGUGACAGGGGCCCUCAACUUCUAACCCAUAUUUCACCUUAUUUGCUAGAGAUGUGUGUAUUGAGAGUUGAACCAGUUUUCUUGGGUUUCUCUCUUUCUAUUAAUGUCCUCUAAUUUUAUAUAUCAUUUUAUGAAUCAUGUAAAAGUUUACUGUUUGAAAAA